Phoenix dactylifera (date palm) is the source of this 2935-nucleotide messenger RNA. RefSeq names its product oligomeric golgi complex subunit-like protein. NCBI's taxonomy places the organism in Eukaryota, Viridiplantae, Streptophyta, Magnoliopsida, Arecales, Arecaceae. Gene Ontology annotation, cellular component: COG complex; membrane. Gene Ontology annotation, biological process: intra-Golgi vesicle-mediated transport; Golgi organization; protein transport. The record is from RefSeq and is a predicted model, not a curated record.
AUCCCUGCACCCUUUCCUUCUCCUUCUUCGCACUCUCCAGAGGACAAGACGAGGCAAAAGGGAUCGAAAGAAGAAAGAAAGAAAGAAAACAAAGGAGGACCUCCGAAAACCCUAAAGCUAUGGCGGAGCUCCUCCCUCCCCGAUCGGCAACGGAUCUCUUCGGCGAUCCCAUCGAAUCCCAGCCCCUCUGGUUCAAGGCCUCCUCCUUCCACCGCCCGGACUUCGACCCAGAGUCCUACAUCGCCGACCUCCGCUCCUUCGUCCCCCUCGAGAGCCUUGCCGCCGAGCUCCGCGCCCACCUCUCCUCCCUUAAGGCCGAGCUCGUCGACCUCAUCAACCGCGACUACGCCGACUUCGUCAGCCUCAGCACCCGCCUCGUCGAUGUCGACUCCGCCGUCGCCCGCAUGCGCGCCCCCCUCGCUGAGUUCCGCGACAAGGUCGCCGCCUUCCGUGCCGUCGUCGACUCCUCCCUCUCCAACCUCCGCAGCGGCCUCCGCCAGCGCGCCGAGGCCUCCGCCGCCCGCGAGAUCCUCGAGCUGCUGCUUGACACCUUCCAUGUCGUCUCCAAGGUGGAGAAACUCAUCAAGGAAUUACCAACUACAGCGUCUGAUUUGUCAAGUGCAGACAUAGCAUCUAUAGAGAAGAACUCUCCAAACAGUGGAAAUUCUUUGCAACACAUAGAAAGUGGGGCAAAUCUCAGAGAGACUCAAAGCAUUCUUUUGGAAAGAAUUGCUAGUGAGAUGAAUCGGCUUAAAUUCUAUAUUACUAAUGCAAAGAACCUCCCCUUCAUUGAGAACAUGGAGAAGAGGAUCCAGAAUGCUACAUUAUUAUUGGAUGAUAGCUUAGGUCAUUGUUUUGUGGAUAGCCUAGAGCAUCGAGAUGCAAAUGCAAUCUACAACUGCUUACGUGCAUAUGCUGCAAUUGAUAACACCUCAGCAGCUGAGGAGCAUUUUCGCACAACUAUCGUGUCUCCCUUGAUUCACAAAAUUAUUCCCUAUAGCCACUCUCAGGUGGUUGGUUCGUCAGAUGGACUUCAGGAGGAUUAUCACAAUAUAAUGCAAUGCAUUGAGAAGGAUUGCAAAUUUAUACUGGAAAUAUCAUCAUCAGCAAAUUCGGGUUUACAUGUUUUUGAUUUCCUUGCAAAUUCCAUACUUAAGGAGGUCCUUUUUGCUAUUCAAAAGGGGAAACCCAGGGCAUUCUCUCCUGGAAGACCUACAGAGUUUCUAAAGAACUAUAAAUCAAGCUUGGGUUUCCUCACAUUUCUUGAAGGUUACUGUCCAUCCAGAUCUGCAGUGGCAAAAUUCCGAUCAGAGGCUGUUUAUGUGGACUACAUGAAACAGUGGAAUGUUGGGGUCUAUUUCUCACUAAGAUUUCAAGAGAUUGCUGGUGCCCUGGAUUCUGCUUUAAUGGUUGCUACAAUUACCCCAGCUGAAAACUUGCAUGGUAAUCAAGGGAAACACCAGAAACUGGCAUUGAAGCAAAGUGUGACAUUGCUGGAAAGCUUGAGAGCCUGCUGGGGUGAUGAUGUUCUUGUUCUUUCUUACUCUGAUAAGUUCCUUCGGUUAUCUUUGCAGCUUAUCUCUAGAUACUCAACUUGGUUGUCAUCUGGUCUACUUGCUCGCAAGGCACAUGGUGCUAGCUCAAACCCCACACCAAACUCUGAGUGGGCUAUAUCUGCACAUGUGGAAGAUUUUGUUUAUGUAAUGCAUGAUGUAAAUUUUCUGGUUGGUGAGCUUUCUGGUGACUAUCUUGGACAUGUACUUCAACUUCUUGAGUCCUGCUCAGCCGACUUACUUGAUCUUGUAAAACAAAGCAUUUUGCAAGCUGGAAAAUCUUUGGAGGAUUUGUUACCUCUUGUAAUGGAUACAGUGAUCGAGGCCAUUGUUGAGAAAUCUAUCGAGGACCUCAGGCAGCUGAAAGGAAUCACAGCAACAUAUAGGAUGACUAACAAACUUCCUGUGAGGCAUUCUCCGUACGUGUCUGGGAUUUUAAGGCCACUGAAGGCAUUUCUUGAUGGAGAGCAUGUGGCAUGCUUAACUCAUGAUGCAAGAAAUGAACUACUCUAUGGCACCACAAAAAGAAUCACGAGUCGUUACUAUGAACUGGCAUCAGAUCUCGUCAGCGUGGCAAGGAAAACAGAAUCUUCACUGUUAAGAUUACGGCAAGGUGCACAACGACGAGUUGGAGCAAGCUCCGAUGCCUUGGACAACAAUAUAUCUGAUACAGAAAAGAUCUGCAUGCAGUUAUUUCUCGACAUUCAGGAAUACGGGCGCAACCUUGCUGCAAUUGGUAUUAAAGCAGCUGAUAUUCCAGCCUACAGGUCCUUGUGGCAGUGUGUUGCUCCAGAAGAUAAGCAAACACAGUUUGUUUUCUGAAGUAACCACAUCGAGCUAUAUUUGGUGCAUGUCAUAGAGAUUCUGAGUAAAGCAACAGAAGGCCUGGAUGAUUCACCUACCAUCAGGUGCUCCACAACUGUAAGGUUUCCAUCUUCCACAGCAAAAUUAUUGGGGCUAUGUGAUCCCAGCAAUUUGGAUUCUGUGAACUCAUUGAGUUUUCUAUUGUUUGAUAUAUGUCCAUUCUGUUGAUUUCCCCUCUCCCUAUUCCAGACCCUGAGAGAUGGGUGGUUUGGAUUCAAAAGGAUCUGAAAAGUGAGAAUAUAAACAGAGGAUUUCUUGUUCAACUGAAGAUGUUCUGGGUAUUUGCAACAUGUUUGUAUACAUUAGAUGCUUGGCAAACUGGUGAUCCCUGGCUUCUGGACAGGUAGGGGUGAUAUAGAGGUAAUACCAUUGGGAUGUUAAUUUCUGGAUAGGCUAUUUGUGAUGUCCUCAUAAAUUGCCUAAAUCCUCGAGGAGAUGAACUCAAAACUUGUUGCAGUUGCUCGUCAUUUUUCAAAUAGAUUAAGUCAGAUGAGCACAAUUGUCAUCUCUCUUACAAA